Oncorhynchus keta (chum salmon) is the source of this 4740-nucleotide messenger RNA. RefSeq names its product DNA-directed RNA polymerase I subunit RPA2. Bases 194 to 3598 code for a protein of 1134 amino acids. NCBI's taxonomy places the organism in Eukaryota, Metazoa, Chordata, Actinopteri, Salmoniformes, Salmonidae. The transcript has 15 exons. Gene Ontology annotation, molecular function: DNA binding; DNA-directed RNA polymerase activity; ribonucleoside binding. The record is from RefSeq and is a predicted model, not a curated record. Gene Ontology annotation, biological process: DNA-templated transcription. Gene Ontology annotation, cellular component: nucleus; RNA polymerase I complex.
GUUUGGUAAUUCCUUUUUCUCACUUCUAUGAACCAAACUAAUACAAUUACAUUUAACAAGACGGUUUUGAUUUUGUUUGAUAGCUCUGAAAAUUGGAUGCUGUCCCUUUAAAGGAAUUGACCUUUCACUCACUUCCUAUUACAACGAUUGUACUUCCUGUGUAACUAUGCGCAUGUGGUAAACAAGAAUAAGCAUGGAUUUUGCGAGUAAGUGGAGUAGUUUACUGACAAGUCCAAGCCUUAAACAUUUAACAGAAGCAGGCUACGGCAUACCGAAGGAAAAACAACAUGCCGCUGUUCAGGACCUAACGAAGGCUCAUAUUGAGUCGUUUGACCAAGCAGUUUCAGAAGGACUGUGUCGUGCUGUACAGGCCAUCCGUCCCUUGGAGUUUAUGUUUAAAAAUGACCGGAUCAGCCUGGCAUUUGUGGAGGCCACCAUCUUUAAACCAGUGGUGGGCAAAGGAAGCAUCUGCCGGGACCUGAGGGUGUUCCCAGCAGAGUGCAGAGGGAGACGCUGCUCCUACCGGGGGAAGCUUGUGGCAGAUGUCAGCUGGUCCGUGAAUGGGGUUCCCAAAGGCAUCAUCAAGCAGUCUCUGGGCCAGUUGCCCAUCAUGGUGAAGUCUAGGCUGUGUAACCUACAUGGGCUCCCUCCCAAAGAGCUCAUUGAGCACCAUGAGGAGGCUGAGGAAAUGGGUGGUUAUUUUAUUGUGAAUGGGAACGAGAAGGUUAUUCGCAUGCUGAUCAUGCCAAGGAGGAACUACCCUAUCGCUAUGUCAAGGCCGAAGUGGAAGAACAGAGGCCAGGGAUACACUCAGUAUGGUGUCUCAAUGCACUGUGUGAAGGAGGAGCACACCGCUAUCAAUAUGAACCUGCAUUACCUGGACAAUGGGACUGUGAUGCUCAACUUCAUAUACCAGAAAGAGCUCUUCUUCCUCCCCCUGGGCUUUGCACUAAAGGCUCUAGUGGACUUCACAGACUUCCAGAUUUACCAGGAGCUGAUCAAAGGUCGUGAGGCGAACUCCUUCUACAAGAGCUGUGUGUCUGAGAUGCUGCGACUCGUCAUGGAGGAGGGCUGCAUCACCCGUGGCAAGGUGCUCAACUACCUGGGCGAGCGCUUCCGGGUCAAGAUGAACCUGCCAGAGUGGUACACCCAUGAACAGUGUGCCAACUACCUGCUAGACCAGUGCAUCUGUAUCCACCUGAGGUCGGACGUGGAGAAGUUCUACCUGCUGUGUCUGAUGACGCGGAAGCUAUUCACAUUUGCCAAGCAGGAGUGCAUGGAGGAGAACCCGGACAGUCUGAUGUGUCAGGAGGUGCUCACGCCAGGACGGCUCUACCUAAUGUUUCUCAAGGAGAAGAUGGCUGCCUGGAUGGUGUCUGUGAAACUGUCCAUGGACAAGAGGGCCCAUAGGCUGACUGGUGGGGUGAGCUCUGAUAAUCUGGUGAAGAUGUUCAACAUGGGCUCUGAUGUUACCCAUCCCUUUGAGUAUCUGCUAGCCACUGGGAAUCUCACUUCGAAGACGGGUCUGGGCAUGCUCCAGAACACGGGACUGUGUGUGGUGGCCGACAAGCUCAACUUCAUCCGAUACCUGUCCCACUUCCGCUGCGUGCACAGAGGGGCAGCCUUUGCCAAGAUGAGGACCACCUCCGUACGUCGUCUGCUGCCCGAGUCCUGGGGCUUCUUGUGCCCCGUGCACACCCCCGACGGAGAGCCCUGCGGCCUCAUGAACCACAUGACGGCCCACUGUGAAAUCAUAGCCCCGGCCCUGCCCACCACCACCCUCCCUGCCCUGCUCUGCUCCCUCGGUGUGACUCCUGUGGAUGGUUCUCCUGGCAGGGCCUACACUGACUGCUAUCCUGUGCUCCUGGAUGGUGCCAUGGUGGGUUGGGUAGAGACUGAUCUGGCCCCCUUCCUCGCAGACUCCCUCCGCAGGUUCAAGGUGUUGAAGGAGAAGAAGAUCCCUCCCUGGACUGAGAUAGUUCUGGUUCCCCAGACCAGCAAGGCCAGCAUGUACCCAGGCCUGUACCUCUUCACCACCCCCUGCCGCAUGGUGCGGCCUGUCCACAACCUGGCCCUGGGCCAGCAGGAACUGAUCGGCACCUUUGAACAGCUCUACAUCAACGUGGGCAUCAGUGAGGAUGAGAUCGAGCCGGGUGUGACCACCCACCAGGAGCUCUUCCUCCACAGCAUGCUGAGCGUGGUGGCUAACUUCAUCCCUUACUCGGACCACAACCAGAGUCCCAGGAACAUGUACCAGUGCCAGAUGGGUAAACAGACCAUGGGCUUCCCCCUCCACUCGUUCCAGGACCGCUCGGACAACAAGCUGUACCGCCUUCAGACCCCUCAGAGCCCUCUGGUCAGGCCUGUCAUGUACGACCACUACAACAUGGACAACUACCCCAUCGGCACCAACGCCAUUGUCGCUGUGAUCUCCUACACUGGCUACGAUAUGGAGGACGCCAUGAUCCUGAACAAGUCGUCAUGGGAGAGGGGCUUUGGUCAUGGCUGUGUUUACAAGACUGAGCUGGUGGACCUGGCACAGAAGAUGAAGGGCGAGGACAACCUGGUGUUUGGGGUCAAACCCGGUGACUCCAAGGUAAUGGACAAACUGGACGCUGAUGGGCUGCCCUCCAUCGGCGCAGUGCUACAACAUGGAGACCCCUUCUACAGCUACAUCAACCUCAACACCGGACAAACCUUUGUCAACUUUUACAAGAGUCAAGAAAGCUGUGUAGUAGACAACAUCAAGGUGUGCAGCAAUGAUGUGGGCUCGGGCCGCUUCAAGCGCGUCUGCAUCACCGUGCGAGUGCCCCGUAACCCCACCAUCGGGGACAAGUUCGCCAGCCGCCACGGGCAGAAGGGUAUCCUGAGCCGCCUGUGGCCUGCCGAGGACAUGCCCUUCACAGAGAGUGGGAUGACCCCCGACAUUCUGUUCAACCCUCACGGCUUCCCCUCCCGCAUGACCAUCGGCAUGCUCAUCGAGAGCAUGGCCGGCAAGUCGGGCGCCCUCCACGGCCUGUGCCACGACGCCACUCCCUUCACUUUCUCCGAGGAGAACUCUGCACUGGAGCAUUUUGGGGAUAUGUUGCGCGCUGCCGGCUACAACCACUAUGGAACCGAGCGCCUCUACAGCGGCCUCAGCGGCCUGGAACUAGAGGCGGACAUCUUCAUCGGCGUGGUCUACUACCAGAGGCUGCGUCACAUGGUCUCCGACAAGUUCCAGGUGAGGACCACUGGCGCGCGGGACAAGGUGACCAACCAGCCGGUGGGCGGAAGGAACAUCCAGGGGGGCAUCCGCUUCGGGGAGAUGGAGCGCGACGCCCUGCUGGCCCACGGGACCUCCUUCCUGCUCCACGACCGCCUCUUCAACUGCUCUGAUCGCUCUGUGGCACAGGUGUGUGUGGACUGUGGUAGCCUACUGUCCCCUCUACUGGAGAAACCACCACCCUUCUGGUCGGCCACACGCCACCGCAAGACUGUCUGCCUCCUCUGCGGCAAGAGUGACUCCAUCGAUACGGUGUCUGUGCCAUACGUCUUCCGCUACUUUGUUGCCGAGCUGGCGGCGAUGAACAUCAAAAUCAAAUUGGACGUGAAGUGAAUUCAAUGUGAAGUUUGUUCAGUCUACCUACCAGCCACAGACAGUGCUAUAUUGUGCACAGGAAGUGUGUCUUCUCCCGUGUGACUGGCAGUGUUCAGAUAUUAGGCCUUAUGUUUUGUAUUAAACGCUUUAUCUCCAAAUAUAAUCUGUCACAUGUAAAAAACAAAGCCAUACUGCUCCCCAGAAUGGCCAAGUGCUUGAGGUUUACCCUCUUGUUGUCCAGAAUGGUCUCUACCUAUCAUAAGUUAUGGCUAAAUUGAGACUUGGGUCAAGGAUGGAUAGUACUUUCCAAAAAUGUUCAGAAGUUACAAAGAUAUUGUGCAGUAACUGUCUAACAUACACAAUAUUGUUUUGUAAAUCAGUAUAUUUAGAGUGAAAUCCGCUAAGAAAAUACAUUGUGAUGGUGUACAUUGCGCAUGAGACAGUCGAUUGUGACUACUAGGUAAUAAAAGGUUUUGUCAAUGACUAACUACACUUUACUCUUCAGAAUGACAAUAAAUACACGUUCAAGUUGUUCCUGUCAUAACCAGCACUUUUGAAGGAGACAAUGUUGUUCACAGGGCUUUAGCUUCUUGUGUCCUGUUUCUUAGACCUACCAGAAGAUGCUGUUAGAGGACAGGCUCAUUAUAAUGGCUGGAAUGGAAUCGAUGGAACGAAGCGUUGUUUCCAUUGGUUUGAUUCCGUUCCAGCCAUUUACAAUGAGCCGCUCCUCCCACCAGCCCACUGCUACCUACUUCCCCUAACAGAUAAAGUAGUCAAGUGUAUAAUAUAUAUUUUUUUUAAGAGUAGACAAUGAACAAUGCAAUAGGCCAUGUCAUUUGGUAUGUAAACACAAUUAUUACACCCUUUCACCCACAUUGAAGAUGAACGAAAAGCAGCUGAUUUGAUUUUCACAAUUCCCUUUUUACAAGAAACCCAUGUCAUUAAUGCAGGCCUUUGGAAACAAUCUUCAUUUACAGUACAUUUGGAAAGUAUUCAGACCCCUUGACUAUUUCCACAUUUUGUUACAUUAAAGCCUUAUUCUAACAUUGAUUAAAAUUUGUUUUCCCCCCUCAAUCUACACACAAAGCAAAAACAUUUUUUAUUUUAUUUUUAAAUUUGCAAAUGUAUUAAAAAUAAAGACGUAAUCACAUUUACAUGUA